Molecule: messenger RNA, 960 nt
Organism: Dichomitus squalens LYAD-421 SS1
Lineage: Eukaryota; Fungi; Basidiomycota; Agaricomycetes; Polyporales; Polyporaceae
Exons: 7
Source: RefSeq, a predicted model, not a curated record
AUGGCACCUACUGGAUCCUUAGAUGCGUUCGGAGGUUUCGCUGGUCCCGCAUCCAAACAGUUCUAUGUGGCGACAUUUUCUGUGGAAGUUUGCGUGUUCGCGGCGUUUCUCAUCUCGUAUGUGAUCGGAACGUGGUGCCUCUUCUUCUGCGCACAGUCGAAGCAUCCGCUGCGCCCUUUGACAGUGGUCCUAUUCGUCGCCAACACGGUUAUGCUUUGGCUCGCAGUCGCGCAUAUGGCCCUCGAUGCUUGUGGCGCUGUUCGCGGAUUCACUGAGGGCCCGCCGCUCUUCGACGCGAUCAAGUUCGUGAUAUACGUCUUGGAGACCCUGAUAGGAAGCAGCUUUAUGAUUUACCGGCUAUACCGCGUGUAUAGUCGGCGCUGGCGGGUGAUCAUCAUCCCAUCUGUCUUGCUUGUGGCUGCCGGAAUCAUCGGCAUCUCCUCCACGUUCCUUGGGGUACCCGGGUUCUACAUGUCCGCCGGGUUUUACUCGCUCGAGCUCAUGGUUGACGUUAUCUCCUCGAUUAUGAUCUUGGCCCGAGUCAAGGAAAUCGGGUGUGACUCCCAGCCGACUCACGCCAGAAACAUCCAGAUGUGGAGAGUGAUUGAGGCGCUUGUCCAGUCUACAGCGAUCACCUCGGCCGCGUCAAUGUCGCUCGUCAUCACCUUCGUCAACAGUACAUAUAUCGGAUACCCUACUUGUCUCAACGUUCUCCCGCCGCUCAUUGCACUCGUGUUCUCGCUCACCGUUCUGCGUAUUGCGCUCAACAGUGGCAGGAAGGCUACGCGGUCUGAAUCAGGUCAUUCCUGGGGCAUAUCUGAUCAUGGGUCGACGAUGGCAACAGCUGAAAUGUCUUCCAGUACGUUGGAAGAUGCCGAGGAGAAGGAAUUCACUCUACCGAUAUACGUAUCCACAACGACUAUCGUGCAGCACGACCUCCCGAAACACCCCGGUUUCUCC